Molecule: messenger RNA, 1183 nt
Organism: Clarias gariepinus (North African catfish)
Lineage: Eukaryota; Metazoa; Chordata; Actinopteri; Siluriformes; Clariidae
Product: chymotrypsin-like protease CTRL-1
Exons: 7
Coding region: 38-877 (279 amino acids)
Biological process (GO): proteolysis
Molecular function (GO): serine-type endopeptidase activity
Source: RefSeq, a predicted model, not a curated record
UUUCACAGAUACUCUAAAGACAGGCCUGAAAGCAAAUAUGCUGAAAUUUCAGUGUGUGAUUGUGGUUCUGGUCUUGUACUUGGAAGGUUCCUUUUCACAGCUCAAUGUUUGUGGUCAGGCACCUUUUAACAGCCGUAUUGUGGGUGGACAGAAUGCCACAGUUGGGGCCUGGCCAUGGCAAGUUAGUUUACAGAGUCCCGCUUACAGCGGUCAUUUCUGUGGUGGAUCCCUCAUUAACGACAAGUAUAUUCUGACAGCAGCACAUUGUGUUAACAGCAUUUCCAUGUCUGGCCUGACUGUGCAUUUGGGGAAACAGACACUGUCUGGCUCUAAUCCCAAUCAAAUUGUAAGAGGUGUUACAAAAGUGGUCAUUCACCCUGACUACAACAGUGCAACCCUUAACAACGACAUUGCGCUUCUCCUUCUGAACUCCUCGGUACCCUUCAACAGCUACAUCACUCCAGUGUGUCUGGCCGGGCAAGGCAGCACAUUUUCAGCUGGCACCAACUGCUGGAUCACAGGAUGGGGGAACACUGCAAGUGGAGUGCAACUGUCAUCUCCUGGUGUGCUGCAGGAGGCUAUGGUGCCCACUGUGGACACAAAUGUUUGUAAUUUGCUACUGGGAUUUGGAUCCAUUACCCCAAACAUGGUCUGUGCCGGUUAUUUACAAAAAGGAGGCACGGACACCUGCCAGGGCGAUUCUGGAGGUCCCUUGGUGAUUAAGCAAGGUGUAGCCUGGAUUCAGACCGGUAUCACCAGCUGGGGUAUAGACUGUGCUCUGCCCUACAAACCUGGUGUGUACACCCUGGUGUCCCAGUACCAAUCCUGGAUUUCUACCAUCAUCAUACAAAAUACACCUGGAUUUGUCAUGUUCUAACAAAGUGGGUUAACCUGUUGCAGUACUUAUGGAUCAGCGAGAAUUAAAGCAUUGAUGCCACACAAUCUGUAUAUGUUUUAAUGUACAAUUUUGUAUUUUUUUUACUGGGAAAAAUCUAGCAAAGUUCUUUUACAUAGUUAUUGUUAUCACCUUUGAUGUAGUAAUGGCACAUUGUGAUAAAUAUCUUGUAUGUACUGAAGAUUACAUAUUUUAAUGUAAUCACAUUGAUUAUCUACUUACAUAAUUAAACAGCAAGCACCUAAAUAAACCCCAUGUUUGUCAUCAUUUCAUGUGGAUUAAAUAUGU